AUGUGUAGGCCCGCACCCAGACUGGGUUUGUGGACUAUUUUACCGGGGCCCGGGCCUCUCGUCUAUUUGAAGGAACUGUGUCGGCGGACUGUGCGAUGGCAGUACAUGACGGGGCCCGGGCCUCUCGUCUAUUUGAAGGAACUGUGUCGGCGGACUGUGCGAUGGCAGUACAUGACGGGGCCCGGGCCUCUCGUCUAUUUGAAGGAACUGUGUCGGCGGACUGUGCGAUGGCAGUACAUGACGGGGCCCGGGCCUCUCGUCUAUUUGAAGGAACUGUGUCGGCGGACUGUGCGAUGGCAGUACAUGACGGGGCCCGGGCCUCUCGUCUAUUUGAAGGAACUGUGUCGGCGGACUGUGCGAUGGCAGUACAUGACGGGGCCCGGGCCUCUCGUCUAUUUGAAGGAACUGUGUCGGCGGACUGUGCGAUGGCAGUACAUGACGGGGCCCGGGCCUCUCGUCUAUUUGAAGGAACUGUGUCGGCGGACUGUGCGAUGGCAGUACAUGACGGGGCCCGGGCCUCUCGUCUAUUUGAAGGAACUGUGUCGGCGGACUGUGCGAUGGCAGUACAUGACGGGGCCCGGGCCUCUCGUCUAUUUGAAGGAACUGUGUCGGCGGACUGUGCGAUGGCAGUACAUGACGGGGCCCGGGCCUCACGUCUAUUUGAAGGAACUGUGUCGGCGGACUGUGCGAUGGCAGUACAUGACGGGGCCCGGGCCUCUCGUCUAUUUGAAGGAACUGUGUCGGCGGACUGUGCGAUGGCAGUACAUGACGGGGCCCGGGCCUCUCGUCUAUUUGAAGGAACUGUGUCGGCGGACUGUGCGAUGGCAGUACAUGACGGGGCCCGGGCCUCACGUCUAUUUGAAGGAACUGUGUCGGCGGACUGUGCGAUGGCAGUACAUGACGGGGCCCGGGCCUCUCGUCUAUUUGAAGGAACUGUGUCGGCGGACUGUGCGAUGGCAGUACAUGACGGGGCCCGGGCCUCUCACGUCUAUUUGA
Molecule: messenger RNA, 996 nt
Organism: Homalodisca vitripennis (glassy-winged sharpshooter)
Lineage: Eukaryota; Metazoa; Arthropoda; Insecta; Hemiptera; Cicadellidae
Exons: 1
Coding region: 1-996 (331 amino acids)
Source: RefSeq, a predicted model, not a curated record